Messenger RNA from Sinocyclocheilus rhinocerous, 1750 nucleotides. RefSeq lists its product as uncharacterized. Gene Ontology annotation, biological process: cell surface receptor signaling pathway. The record is from RefSeq and is a predicted model, not a curated record. The transcript has 12 exons. NCBI's taxonomy places the organism in Eukaryota, Metazoa, Chordata, Actinopteri, Cypriniformes, Cyprinidae. The coding region runs from base 1 to 1647 and encodes 548 amino acids. Gene Ontology annotation, cellular component: plasma membrane.
AUGUUAUGGUAUCAACAACUCCAUAACAGCAAAUCACUGGCCCUCAUCGGUUAUAGCUAUGGCAAAGCUGACCCAGCCUAUGAACCUGAAUUCCAGAAGAGAUUCAAGAUGACCAGAGAUGACACCGUGACUGGAGCUUUGAAAAUCUCUAACCUGAGUUUGUCAGAUUCUGCAGUCUACUACUGUGCUGCUAAAAGGCACACAGAUUUCAGUGAUGGUGUUCUGAUCACUCAGUGGCCGAAGUACAUAUCCAGUCUUCCAGGCUCUUCAGUUGAAAUGCACUGUUACCAGAAUGAUACAGACUAUGACUACAAAUACUGGUACAGACAAAUACAUGGUGAAGGACCGGUGCUUAUUGCAAGCAUCAUCGGGACUGCUGAAUCGAUUGAGAAGGGAUUUGAUACUGGCUUCAAAGUGUCAAAUUUCAGUGAUGGUGUUCUGAUCACUCAAUGGCUGAAGUAUAUAUCCAGUCUUCCAGGCUCUUCAGUUGAAAUGCACUGUUACCAGAAUGAUACAAACUAUGACUACAAAUACUGGUACAGACAAAUAACAGGAGAACAACCAGUGCUUAUUGGGAGCUACAUUGUUAACUCUGGCUCGAAUGAGAAGGAGUUUGAGACCGGCUUCAUAAUGUCAGCUGUUUUUAGUGAUGGUGUUCUGAUCACUCAAUGGCCGAAGCACAUAUCCAGUCUUCCAGGCUCUUCAGUUGAAAUGCACUGUUACCAGAAUGAUACAGACUAUGACUACAAAUACUGGUACAGACAAAUAAAAGGAGAGCUAGUGCUUGUUGGGAGCUACCUUGUUGCUUCUUCCACUAAUGAGAAAGGUUUUGAAACCAAUUUCACAGUGUCAAGUACAGAGACUAAGAAAUGGACCCUGAAAGUGGAUGUUAAGGAGGGGAUUGAUGCUGUGUAUCUGUGUGCUGCUAGUUUACACAGUCAAGCUUUCUUCGGCAAUGGAACAAAGUUAACAGUUCUUGCUUACUUCGGCAAUAGAACCAAGCUCACUGUUCUAGCUAGACAUAUUGAGUCGAGCAGCAUUCAUGGGCCAUUUAAGCUAAAAAAAAAGGGACUUGAAUUUGGCACCCUGAGUGAAUUUGUUAGUGCAGAUGUGUGCUGUGACACUGGUGGUAGUUAUCCAGCUUAUUUCGGCAAUGGAACGAAGCUCACUGUUCUGGAUCCUGAUGUUGCCAUCAAUAAACCAGAUGUAAAAAUUCUAAAUGAGACGCGCUGUAAGGAAAAGGUCACUCUUGUGUGUUUGGCUGAAAACUUCUACCCAGACCAUGUGAGCAUAAAAUGGACAGUUGGUAGCAAAAACAUAACAGAGGAUGUAGCGACAGACCCUUAUGCCACCCAAGACGAAAAAACGAAAAUGUUCCGCAUAUCCAGCAGACUUAAAGUCCCUAAAAAUGAAUUCACACCAAAAAGCACAUUCAAAUGUACAGUGACCUUCUACAGAGCAACAGAUGUUUCUGAGGACGAAUCUGCUGAAAUCACUGGAACUGGAGGGGGUGGAUAUGAACCAGAAGACUAUUUAAAAUCAUCGAAGAUGAUGAAGCUGGCAUACGGUGUGUUCAUUGCUAAGAGUGCACUGUAUGGCCUUGUCAUCUUUGUGUUCGUGUUGAGAAAGGGUUCAUGUGGAAAGUGAAUGAACAAAACAUAUCUGGAUUGUUGGAGUUACCAAGAAAACUUCAUUUUCUCGAACCAUAAGAGAUGCUGUUUAUAUAACUGAAGAGUCUGUUAUUUUAUUU